AUGUGUCUGGCAUUAACCGGGCUGGGCGUCAUAGUUGCCUCCGUGUUCGCCUUCAGCGUCAAAGAAGAAUUGCCAACGAUACGGGUCUGCAAGAGCAAGGCCUGCGUCGAGUAUUCCACGCGGCUGCGGCAAUCAAUCAACACAUCAAUGCAACCGUGUCGUAGCUUUUACCGCUACGUCUGCGACGGCUGGAGCAAGAACGUGUACUCGGUUAGAGAGUACGCGUACAUGACAGCGCUCGACAGAGUUACCGACCUUUUCUGGAGCGUCCAAGUGCCGACGACAAACCAGACCUCUCAAGAGCAGGUAGCUGCAUUGUACAGAAGCUGCGACGCAGUACUCAAAGGUAAGCGCAACGACUUGGCGAACGCCAAGCUGGCGCUGUCCGCAGCCGGCAUCGUGUGGCCUCACCGCCCUGAUAAGCCGGACGUGCUCCGUCUACUGCUGGAAACGUCGAUGACUCUUGGCUGGGACACUGUACUUCAUAUGGAAGGUGGCGCGAAGAGGAAUAAAAUUGUACUGGCCAGGGGAACCUCGUUCCCAAUUAUAUCCUCCAAGUAUGAACAUCUCCACACGCAUGUUCAGAAACGAAUCUACUUCAAUGCCCUGCGCGACAAGUUCAGCCUGACAGGCCGAGACGAGGUUGUCGACUUGGAUGAAAUGAUGUCCGUAUCAGAGGACAUGACCAACGCGUUAGCAAACGUCACGGUGGGGCAGAGUGCGCAGAUGUCCAUCACACAGUCCUGGCUAUACGAAGUGCGACUGAACCUUUCUAAAGGCCGCUUCGCGAAAGCGCUGAAAGCGUACAACGUGACUGUGGACGACGACGCCACAGUCAUUCUCUGGGAUUCCGACUUCGUUUAUGCUUUCGUGGAGCUUUGGCACCGGCACGGCGAAAGCAUGGUUCACCUUUACGUUUCUUGGUGCACGGUUCAAGUCGCCGCGCUGUACGCGGACUCCGACCUUAUAGCCAACUAUUACUCAAGCAGGUACCGAGCUCAUCUACAACACGGCGCAUUCUGCCUCGGAAGAGCUCAACUGUUCGGGGGAUACGCCACUUUCUCCCAAUAUAACGCCCUGAUUCUAAACCGAGAAACACGCGCUGAUGUUGAAAGAAUUCUUCUAACCAUGCGCAGCAUGUACCGAGGUCACCUUGAGAAAUGGAAUUUCGUCGACGCUGAGAAGCCAGUAGUCGCCAACUGGACAUCGCUCAAGACAGUGCUGCCGAACGCAGAUCAGGACGAGCAUGGUAUUGAGACUUCCGAGUUUGAUGAAGGCUUACUCCGCAUGACGGACUCCUUCGUCGACAACUGGAAAAAGGUCAUGGCGCACACGCGAUUUUCCGGUGGUGUCUUCGGCUCAAACAUCGUCACUAGCACGAAGUUAUACGCUCUUCUUCCAUCGCAGGCUGACUUCCACUUCAUGCCGUUCGCAUUUUCCUUUCCCUUGUACGACUACGACCUCCCCACCACGGUCAACUAUGCCGGUCUCGGAGCGCAGGUGGCCGAGGCUAUUGGGGAGCUUCUCAUGAAGGAGUAUCUCCCCAGCGAUGUGGUCUCUGCGGUCCUGCCUUGUCUUGCCAAGGCACCGUCAGCGCAGCUAAAGUCCGCAUCGGUUAGCGAAAUCGUGUCUCUCGCCGUUUUGCUGACUGCUUUCGAGAGCGACUCUGCUCACAAAGUCAGACUCGGUGACUUUGAAACCUACUCCCCCGCGCAGCUACUCUUCAUAUCAUGGUGCUACAUGAAAUGUGGCGGCAAGUAUAACUCGCUCCCUUCCGCAUGUGACGCUGUCCUGCGGCAUAUUAGCAAUUUUGCUGAUGAAUUUGGAUGCAGCCCUGGAGACCACUUAAACCCAAUGCACAGAUGUGCACUUACGUAG
Molecule: messenger RNA, 1878 nt
Organism: Dermacentor silvarum
Lineage: Eukaryota; Metazoa; Arthropoda; Arachnida; Ixodida; Ixodidae
Product: endothelin-converting enzyme 2-like
Exons: 1
Coding region: 1-1878 (625 amino acids)
Biological process (GO): protein processing
Cellular component (GO): plasma membrane
Molecular function (GO): metalloendopeptidase activity
Source: RefSeq, a predicted model, not a curated record